Messenger RNA from Synchytrium microbalum, 1929 nucleotides. RefSeq lists its product as uncharacterized. The coding region runs from base 1 to 1929 and encodes 642 amino acids. Gene Ontology annotation, cellular component: nucleus; site of double-strand break. NCBI's taxonomy places the organism in Eukaryota, Fungi, Chytridiomycota, Chytridiomycetes, Synchytriales, Synchytriaceae. The transcript is spliced from 8 exons. Gene Ontology annotation, molecular function: protein binding. Gene Ontology annotation, biological process: regulation of DNA double-strand break processing. The record is from RefSeq and is a predicted model, not a curated record.
AUGUCUAAUGAAGGAGACGAGUGGGCGGCCUUAGAAGCUAUGGUCGCAGGAGGAUUUGGCAAACGAAACAAAAACCAACAGCCCGUAAAUCAACAAUCAUCAAAACCUCAACAGUCCAUAGUACCAUCAUCAAAACCAGCUGCUUCAAAGGGAAAGAGUAGAGCUGCUGCUAAUGAUAGUGAUGAUGACGAUGAAGACGAUGAGGAUUUACGACCUCCUAAAGCGAGAGCUGCUGUAGCUGCCGCUUCAGCUAAAGUUAGUGUAGGUGCUCCUAGAGGACCUAUGAUGCCAGCUGCUAAACCUCCGCCAGUUUCUACUCCUAAAGGAGUUUCUCAAGAAGACGACGAUGAUGAUAUGGUCGGGCCACCAAUGGCACUAGCUGAACAGGCGAACGAGUCUAUGGACGAUGGUUCAACUGACGAUGACGACGAAGAAGAAGAACCAGACGAAGCUGAUGUAUCAUCAGGAGUAGUACCAGUAACAAGCCACAUCCAGUUAUCAGAUCAUCGUAAAACCGUGUCAGCCUUAACGCUAGAUCCAGCUGGAGCGAGAUUGAUUACCGGAAGUCAUGAUGAGGAUGUCAAGUUUUGGGAUUUCAUGGGUAUGGAUGGGAGUUUCAAGCCAUUUAGGACUAUUGAGCCGUUUGAAGGGAACCCUGUUCGAGAUUUGCAAUUCAGUACUUCAGGUGGUGAGGUGCUAGUUGCCUCAGGAAUGCACUUUGCGAAAUUGUAUAAUCGUGAUGGUGUCAUUGUGGAAGAAUAUGUCAAGGGUGACCCAUAUAUUCGUGAUCCAAAACAUACAAAGGGUCACGUAGCUGCCCUAACAUGUUGUCGAUGGCAUCCAUUCGAUCGUAAACAGUUCCUAACAGCAUCAUUGGAUUCAACUGUUCGAAUAUGGGAUGUAGAAACCAAGAAACAAUCUACUCAAGUCAUUGUAGUCAAGUCUGAACAGCGUGGUGGACGAACCGCCAUAACUUCGGCUUGUUACUCGAAUGAUGGUAAAAUGAUUGCUACGUCUGGUCAGGAUGGUGUUAUUCGGAUAUGGGGCUCUACGGCACCGUUUUUGAGAGCUGCUCAUACCAUAUCGUCAGCACAUAUGACUGGAUCCGAAAUAUCAUCAACAACAUUCUCACUCGACUCUCGUCGUCUCUUAACACGAGCAACAGAUGAUACAGUCAAGUUAUGGGACUUGCGUAAUGUCGCCAAACCAGUAGCAGUAGCACAAAACCUGGCAUCCUUUUACGGAGAAGCCAAUGCUGUCUUCUCACCUACAGAAUCAGUAGUACUCGCUGGUACAAGUGUUCGAAAGGAAGGAUUUGGCAAAUUGGUGGUAUUAGACGGUAAUACUCUGAAAACCAUCAAGGAAGUCAAUGUAACGGAAUCUAGUGUGGUCAAGAUUCUGUGGCAUCCCAAAAUCAAUCAGAUUGUUGUUGGUAGUGGGAAUGGUACCAUCAAUGUGUAUUAUGAUGAUGUCGCUAGUGUUCGAGGUGCUUUGUUAUGUGCCAAUAAGGGUCUUAGAAGAAGUGCUGGGUCUGGAAUGGUGACGAAUGCUAAUAUGGAAGCAGUCAUUCAUGUACCAAACGGACUACUCAAAGAUGAUGGUCAACGAAAAACUAAACGCAAGCUGGCAAAGAUUCGACAAGAUCCAGUUGCUAGUAUGAGACCAGAACUUCCAAUGACUGGACCAGGUCGUGGUGGACGUCUGGGUCAUAGUAUACAAGCUGGAAUGUUACAAUCACUCAUCAAGGACAAUACCAGAAAUGAGGAUCCUCGUGCUGCUAUUCUCAAGUAUGCUGAACAAGCCAAGAAUGAACCAUAUUACGUGGAUCCUGCCUACAAGACGACCGCUCCUGAUCCUGUCUUUGCAGACGCUGUCUAUGAAGAUGCUGUCGAGGAGACCUGGGAGUCAAAUAAGAAGAGGAGGCAGUAG